This is a messenger RNA of Ailuropoda melanoleuca (giant panda), 3607 nucleotides long. RefSeq names its product cadherin 3 (gene CDH3). Gene Ontology annotation, cellular component: adherens junction; catenin complex; cytoplasm. The record is from RefSeq and is a predicted model, not a curated record. The transcript has 16 exons. Lineage: Eukaryota; Metazoa; Chordata; Mammalia; Carnivora; Ursidae. Gene Ontology annotation, biological process: calcium-dependent cell-cell adhesion; cell-cell adhesion mediated by cadherin; cell morphogenesis. The coding region runs from base 450 to 2939 and encodes 829 amino acids. Gene Ontology annotation, molecular function: calcium ion binding; beta-catenin binding; cadherin binding.
GGGGCUCCUCUGUUUCCAGUCGGGUUCAGAUGCGUCUCCACAUUUUUCCCACUUCCCACCGCAAGGCUCAAAAACAUUUUUCUUCGAGUGCUGUAGAGACUGAGGAGCGGGGUGGUUUUUUGUUUUGUUUUUUUCCCCUCGUACCCAGAACCUGUGAGAUAGAGCCUGGGUCCCUGCCGGCGGCAGCUGCGGAAAAGCCCGUGGCCAUUUCGGAUUUGCCGCAAUAAAACGACUACAGGAGUAUAUCGUGGGCGUCUCCUCUACGCCAGCCACGGCCCCACCUGCGAGGGGGCGGGACCUGCGGCGCCGGACCAAUCAGCACCCACCUGCUCUCACCUGGUCCCCCUUCCGCUAGCUCCCGCGGGCUGUGGCACUCAAAGGGACCGGGAAAGCUUAGCGUAGCACUGUCCCGCGGAGGCUCCAGCUUCUUCGUCCUUCCGUCUCCAGCUAUGGAGCUCCCUAAUGGGCUUCUCGCAUCCCUCCUCCUCGUCCUCCUCCUUCAGGCGCAGGUUUGCUGGCUGCCUUGCGUGGCCUCCGAGCCGUGCCGGCCGGGCUUCAGGAAAGCUGAAGUGACGUUGGAAGCGGGACGCGCGGACCUGGAGCCGGGCCAGGCGCAGAGGAAAGUGAUCUGCGUGGACUGCCCCAGGCAAGAGUCAACAGCCCUGCUUAGCACUGAUGGUGAUUUCACUGUGCCAAGUGAUAGAACAGUCCAGGAAAGGAAAGCAUUGAAGAUCUCCCCAGCCAACCGUGUCUUGCGAAGACGCAAGAGAGAAUGGGUGGUUCCACCAAUAUCUGUCUCUGAGAAUGGCAAGGGCCCCUUCCCCCAGAGGCUGAAUCAGCUCAAAUCUAAUAAGGACAGAGGCACCAAGAUUUUCUACAGCAUCACAGGGCCUGGAGCAGACAGUCCCCCCGAGGGUGUCUUCACCAUAGAGAAGGAAACAGGCUGGUUGUUGUUGAAUAAGCCACUGGACCGGGAGAAGAUUGCGAAGUAUGAGCUCUUUGGCCAUGCUGUAUCAGAGAACGGUGCCUCAGUGGAAGACCCCAUGAACAUCUCCAUCAUUGUCACAGACCAGAAUGACCACAAGCCCAAGUUCACCCAGGAUGUUUUCAGAGGGAGUGUCUUGGAAGGGGUAUUACCUGGCACUUCUGUGAUGCAGGUGACAGCCACAGAUGAGGACGAUGCCGUCAACACCUACAAUGGAGUGGUUGCUUACUCUAUCCAUAGCCAAGAGCCGAAGGACCCGCAUGACCUCAUGUUCACUGUCCACCGGAGCACAGGCACCAUCAGCGUCAUCUCCAGUGGCCUGGACCGGGAGAGAGUCCCCGAGUACACACUGACCAUCCAGGCGACAGAUAUGGACGGGGAUGGUUCUACCACCACAGCAGUGGCCAUAGUGGAAAUCCUGGAUGCCAAUGACAAUGCUCCUGUGUUUGAUCCUCAAAAGUACGAGGCCCACGUACCCGAGAACACGGUGGGCCAUGAAGUGCAGAGGCUGACGGUGACUGAUCUGGAUGCCCCCAACUCACCGGCAUGGCGCGCCACCUACCGCAUCUUGGAAGGUGAUGACGGGGACCAUUUUACCAUUACCACCCACCCUGAGAGCAACCAGGGCAUCCUGACGACCAAAAAGGGCUUGGACUUCGAGGCCAAAAACCAGCACGUUCUGUACGUCGAAGUGACCAACGAGGCUCCCUUUGUGGUGAAGCUCCCAACCUCUACCGCCACUGUAGUGGUCCACGUGGACGAUGUGAACGAGGCACCUGUGUUCGUCCCACCCUCCAAGGUCUUCGAGGUCCAGGAGGGCAUCUCUAUCGGGGAGCCUGUCUGUACCUACACUGCGCAGGAUCCUGACAGGGGGAGUCAGAAGAUCAGCUACCACAUGCUGAGGGACCCAGCAGGGUGGCUAGCGAUAGACCCAGACAGUGGACAGGUCACUGCCACGGGGGUCUUAGACCGUGAGGAUGAACAGUUUGUGAUGAACAAUGUCUACGAAGUCUUGGUCUUGGCCACAGAUGAUGGGAGCCCUCCCACCACUGGCACUGGGACUCUCCUGCUAACACUUAUGGACAUCAACGACCAUGGCCCGGUCCCCGAGCCCCGUCAGAUCACCAUCUGCAACCAAAGCCCUGUGCCUCAAGUGCUGAACAUCACAGACAAGGACCUGUCCCCCCACACCUCCCCUUUCCAGGCCCAGCUCACACACGACUCGGAUAUCUACUGGUCAGCAGAGGUCAAUGAGAAAGGAAACACAGUGGCCUUGUCCCUGAAGAAGUUCCUGAAGCAAGACACCUACAACGUGCACCUUUCUCUGGCUGACCGUGGCAACAAGGAACAGCUGACAGUGAUCGAGGCCACCGUGUGUGACUGCCAUGGCCACAUGAAGACCUGCCCCGAUCCCUGGAAGGGGGGCUUCCUCCUCCCAAUCCUGGGGGCUGUCCUGGCUCUGUUGAUCCUCCUGCUGGUGCUUCUCUUGUUGGUGAGGAAGAAGAGGAAGGUGAAGGAGCCCCUUCUGCUACCAGAAGAUGACACCCGUGACAAUGUCUUCUACUACGGCGAAGAGGGAGGUGGUGAGGAGGACCAGGACUAUGACAUCACCCAACUCCACCGGGGUCUGGAGGCCCGGCCUGAGGUGGUUCUCCGCAACGAUGUGGCGCCAACCUUCAUCCCCACACCCAUGUACCGUCCACGUCCAGCCAACCCAGAUGAGAUCGGGAACUUCAUCAUUGAGAACCUAAAGGCGGCCAACACGGACCCCACGGCACCACCUUAUGACUCCCUGCUGGUGUUUGACUACGAGGGCAGCGGCUCUGACGCUGCCUCCCUGAGCUCCCUCACCUCCUCCGCCUCUGACCAGGACCAAGACUAUGACUAUCUAAACGAGUGGGGCAGCCGCUUCAAGAAGCUGGCAGAUAUGUAUGGUGGCGGCCAGGACGACUAGGCCACCUGUCAGCAGGACCAGGGACUAAAGGUUGGGCCUCAGUGGCAUCUCCAAGGAGCCUGAGUCCUCCCCUCAGCCAAGGACUUGGGAGCUUGUCAAGAAGUGGCCUUAGCAACUUGGAGGAGAGAGGCCCCCAAAUCUGACAUUAAGGGUUGUUUUCUAAGCCUUUCAGAGUGGAGGGACAUGGGUGGUUUGAUUUCACCUCUGGAAACCUCUCAGACUAGGCCAGGGUUGCCUCCGAGGCCAAAUUUCUGGGAGUCUAUCAUCUGCCAUAAAAUGCCUGGACCAACUCUGACCACCGCCUACAACCCCCAGUGAUGAUGUUCUCUCUGGAAUGGACCCUUCUCCUUAGAAUGAGGCCCUUAUUGCAACCUGAAUUUUUUUUUUUUUUUAAUACUGUCUUCAAAAAGUUAGAGGCAGGUCCUCAGUGGUCCCCUGGAUUGCUCCAGAAGCCGAAGCCUGAGCUCCUUGACUCACGUGCCCUCAUGCACUUCUCUCUCCUCUCCAGGCAACAAGGCCUCCAAUUGAAUGAAUUCCUGCGUUUUUAGACUGGGCGCGACUGUAUUGUCCUUUAUUUUUUAUUUUCCCUAUUGAGUGCUGUAGAUAAAGGGUGAUGACAAUCCGUGUAAAUGUACUACAACUUUUUUAUUAAAGGAAUUUUUCCCAGA